CACGUCACUAAUUCUACUUCUGGCUCCGAACCAUGCUGGGGUGGUGCAGCAAUUUUACAGCUGUCUAGAGCAACGCUUAUUGUCCCACAAACAAUUGGCCUCUUCCAUGUUCUGUCAUGCGACAGUAAUCUGCUGAUCUCUCGCGAUAAUAUCGCUCCCGUGACUAAAGUUACGGUCGCUUGCCAAAUCUGCAUACAUUCAAUGGAAAAAUUGAUUUGUGAAUACACAUUGAUCUUUAAUCAAUGUGCUAAG
This is a messenger RNA of Racocetra persica, 252 nucleotides long. NCBI's taxonomy places the organism in Eukaryota, Fungi, Glomeromycota, Glomeromycetes, Diversisporales, Gigasporaceae. The record is from the annotation of a GenBank genome assembly.